GAAAUCCUGGGGGGUGAGGAAGGGGCCCCAAAGGGGAAGCCCGGUGCCCUUUCCCCUGUCCCCCUCUGGGCACUGCCCCUGCCCUGCAUGGCCCUGAGGGGUGGGCUCCAGCCACUGCACCCUCCUGCCCCCAUGGCUGGCCUUGGGGCUGCAGGUGGGGAGACAGUCCCCCAUGCAUUGCAGAGCACAUGGAGGCAAGCAAACAACGCCACUCCCCCAAACCGAAAAUUCCUCAUCUGGAGACAGACAGGCAGGAGGAGCCUGGGAACGCCUGGCCCUGACCUUGGCUUCUGCCUGAGGGUGGGACUCCCCACUGCGCUGGCCUGGAGGCGGCACUGCCUGGGGGACCCUCCCCUCCCUGGUGCCUGCAGCUCACCAAGCGUCCGCUUCAGUUAUCAGGGUCGAUGUCCACCCCAACUUUGCCCCAUUUCCCUAGCUGGAAGGCCACUGGGAGCAUUGCCCUGCAUCAGAGAUGGGGUGCACCCCCUGGGGGCCCCCUUCCUGGCAGCCCUUGGGGUGGGGUGGCCCAGGCAGCUCCCCCAGUGGGCGGGACAGGGGUGGGUAGGGGUGGGGCUGGAGCCUGAGCUGCUGGCUGCUCCUGCCAGCUGUGGAGAGUGCAAGGCCAGACCGUAGCCCCAGGGCCCCCAAGCCAGCUCCCCAUGAGCCACAGCGCCCCUGAGCCCCCGCUCAAGUUCGUGCAGGGCAAAGAUGAGAUAACUGACACAGGACUGAGGAAGGAGCCUGGGAUCCCCAGAACCUGGGUUUCCCAGAACCCCAGACACCCGGGACCACGGCGACAGGAGUUGGGGGACCAGGAAAGGGUGGUGAGAGGGGACGAGUAUGACGGUGUGGACAGGGUGGAGAUGAGCUGUGGGCAUGCAGUGGACCCAGAGAACCUGAAGCUCUGGUGCCUCCAGCUGAUAAAACAGGGCAAGUACACACUCCACUGCCCCGCGGAAGUCAAGGGGAAGAAGUGUGGGGCCCAGUGGCUCUACCCGGAGGUACGCCGCUGCACCCAGCUGAGCGACUCUGAGCAGCAGGAGUUCGAGCAAGGACUUGCCCAGGCUGCAAUGAGACGCUACUGCAACCUGAAAGUGUGCCCAGGCUGCAGGAGCCUCGUGGAGCGGAAGGAUCCAGCCGAGCUUCGGGUGCAUUGCACAGUCUGUUGCACCAUACGGGGUGUGCCCUACGACUUCUGCUGGCAGUGCAUGCAGGCCUGGAAAGGGCCUAUGUUAUCUUCGAACCGCUGUGGCAAUGAGGACUGCAGGGACCCGAUCCUGCACAUCCUCGCCACCUGUGCCACCAAGGACCUCCCAGACAGCUCGAUCCAAGGUUGCCCUUCCAUCCGGGCCUGCCCUGAGUGCGGGCUGCUCAUCGAGCACAAGGAGCGCUGCAAGUACGUGACGUGCUCCCGGUGCGACACGAAGUUCUGCUUCGCCUGCCUGGAGACGGCUCAAGCCUGCGAGGCUGCCAAGCCAGCCAGCUGGUUUAAGCGGUGCGCCAAGCCCCUGGCCCCACGGCAAAGCCACGUUCCUGUGUGGAGCCCGUACCAACAGAGAUUGCUGUUGCAAGGCCAGCCUCUUGAGUUGGAAGCCUUUCGACCGAGAGCUGUUUUUGCCCAGCAGCCGGCGGCGAACGAGGGGAGAUGUUUGAUUUUAUGAAUAGCAUAAAGCAGGCUCUACUCGGUGCUCCCACCUCCGCCUUUCCUGCCUCAGCCUGAAACGUCCUUCCCCUGCCUUGUGUCACCAGCCCUUUCAGAAACAGAGCUGCUGUGAGGAGUU
Molecule: messenger RNA, 1781 nt
Organism: Macaca mulatta (Rhesus monkey)
Lineage: Eukaryota; Metazoa; Chordata; Mammalia; Primates; Cercopithecidae
Product: putative E3 ubiquitin-protein ligase RNF144A-A
Molecular function (GO): zinc ion binding
Source: RefSeq, a predicted model, not a curated record